GGUCUUGAUGCGCAAUGUGCACGCCACAGCAGAGCCUGCAGGAGGAAGCAGGAAGCUCCAGCAUAUAGAUUGUAGUGAAUAAUCGUGCCAAGCAAGCCCCCACCAGCACCAUCAUGGCGUGGCCGUGCAUCACGCGUGCUUGCUGUAUCAACCGUUUUUGGACCGAGCUGGACAAGGCGGACAUCGCGGUGCCUUUGGUUUUCACCAAAUACUCCGACGUGGCCGACGUGCACCACCUCCCCCAACGCCGGCAGCCGAGGCGGGCUGCGGAGAGCCAGCCGGAGGUCGCGAAGGCACCACCCGCCUCCACCGAGCCCCCUGCCGCAUCGGGCGAGGACGCAUCCGCCGCGUCCGUCACGCGCCAAGACUUCCAGGCGUGGAAGGUGCGCCCGGAGCCCAGCUGCAAGCCCAGGAACGAGUACCAACCCUCGGCCGCGUCGUUCAUCCCCGAGACCCAGUAUCAGAAGGACUACAAAGCCUGGCCCAUCCCCAAGAAGCGCGACCACCCCUGGAUCCCCAAAGCCGACCUCGCCCCUGCCGGCGGGGCGGGGAAGGUGGAGUCGGAGACCGGCGUGGAGAAGAGCGAGAUCGAGGAGAAGCUCCAGGAGAAGGAGGUGAAGGAGCCGGCCAGGAGGGACAAGUCGAGGGAGAGAAAAGAGGUGGAAGAGGCGCAGGUGUGCGCUGAUGUGCAGCAGAAGAAGAAAGGCAGGGCGGUCGCAGACGCGCUGAAUAGACACAUUAAGGAGACCAUGACUACUUCCAGCAGCUAUAGAACUGAAUUCAAGGCCUACAAGGAUGUGAAACCAGUGAAGCCGAUCAAGGCCACGUCCCAGUACAAACCCCCAGCAGAGAGGACCAGUCUGGAAACUAGCUACAGCGCCACCUACAGGGGGGAGCAGGGGAAGGCCCAGGCUGCUGACAACAAGCUGAUGGAGCGCAGGCGGAUACGCAGUCUGUACAGUGAGCCGGGCAAAGAACCCGCCAAGACCGACAAGCCAGCGUCUCGCACCAGGCCAAAAAAGAAAGCGACGACGACAUCGGGGAAGGCGGCGAAAAAGGCGAAAGAGAAGCAGCUUGCUGGUUCGGCCUCAGCCAAGAAGAAAGAAGCGGCUGCCGUGGCGUCCUCAGAACCUCCAGGGGAUGGAGGCGUCUCCAAGAAGAGCAAAGAGAUAAGCAAUAGACUGGCCGAGGCAAAACAGUAAAGAAAAAAAACUAAGAUAGCAUCGUGUUCUUUAUGCCUUUUUCUCAUUUAGUGUCUAUUAUUCCAGUGUGUGCGUGAAAGAGAGAGUGUGGGAUCAAAGCUGCUUUUUUUUAUUUUUAUUAUUGAGCACAUAAUUUGCACAUUAUUUAUUAUAGGAGUCAUCUUUACUCUAAACAUAAGAGCCUUUGCUGCGUGUACGAUACUAAAGGGCGUUUUUAUCUACAGAAUCACAUCCGAUAAUUGUAUAAACUCACUUUUUAGGUUUUUCUGGGUCUGUUUCACAGUCACAGUGCCUGGGCUGCAAGGUCCUGGUGUUGUUUUCCUCUUCGUUCUUCAGGGUGCACCCGCCGCGGAGUGUUUUUGCUGUGUGGGUGAUAUCCAGUUUCGUUUUGUUGCUAAGAAACCAAAUCAAUUUGAGCAUAAUUCCCUGCAGCUUGCAAGCCCCCCUCAUUUUUGGUUGAACAGCAAUACAAUAUUCUAGCAGGCUUACGCCAUCACAUUCUAGCUUGUAAAUUAAGCCUUUUUGGGUAUAAAUAUGUACUAUUUGAAAUGUAUGCAUGUGUAGUUAUUAGGUUCUGGUUGGCAGAUACCGGGUAGUUUAUAGUGGCUGAAAUAAACACACAGACCAGCUUGGUAGCUCCCACAAACACAUUUACUGUACACUAAUAAUGACAAUACUGUAUUAUUUUUCAAUGAUGACUCAACUUUUCCUUCGAGCUACUAACACUGAUGUCUAAAAAAUAGGAUAAUAUAAGUAAAUCCUUCUGUCAAAUCUAUCAAUUUGUUAACUUUGUUAUAUAAACAACCACAUUACUUGAAUGCAUCAUUACUGAACGUUUUGCGACAAUUGCGGUGCGUUCGAGGCUACCCGGAAAACAUUAUACCGUCCUUUUAAUGAUGACGCUGUCUCUCAAAGCUGCAAGAUUAAACACUGGAGUCUAAGUAUUAAAAGUUUUAAUUCAACGAGAAUAAACACACACACACUCAAAUUAUCUAUUUUUGUUUAAGUACCAUGAUUUCAACUGUGGUGCGUCCAACACUCCCCAUGAAUUGAUUAACGUGGACCCCGACUUAAACAAGUUGAAAAACUUAUUCGGGUGUUACCAUUUUGUGGUCAAUUGUACGGAAUAUGUACUGAACUGUGCAAUCUACUAAUAAAAGUAUCAAUCAAUCAAUUAAAGAAAAAAACAGUCCCGUCAUUAAUGAUGUUGGCUUCGAGCCCGCUGUGUUUUUCUCAAAGCUAUCAAAUAAAACAAUGGGAAACGAUUUUUUUUUUAAUUCUACUCUCCUCUUAUCACCUGAAUGUACCAUGAUUUCAACUGUGGUGCUUUUGUGACCACUCGGGAGUGCUUCAGAGUAACACAACUUUAAUGAUGAUGUUGGCUUCAAGCCCGUCGUAUUUUUCUCAAAGCUACAAGAUAAAACAAUGGAGUCUAAAUAUUACGAGGGAAAAGUUGUAAUUCAACGACAAUAAACACACUCAAAUGAUCUAUUUUUAUUUAAGUUCUACUAUCCUCAUCACCGGAAUGUACCACGAUUUCAACUGUGGUGCGUUCACGACUACUCGGGAAUGCUUCAGAGUAACACAACUUGGCGACAACGGGCUAACAUUUUAACAUAUAUGUGGCAGAUAAUUUGACUGUGGUUAUGCGUGUGCGUGUUUGUAUUCAUAACUGACCUCUGCAGCUUGCUGCCCACUAUAGAAUGGAGUCCAUUAUACCAUCACCGCAACAAAGUGCCACAAAUCCCACUCCCACUUCCUGGUGCUGAAGGCCAACAUCUUUUGUCGUGGUCUGCUUAAUAGGUUGUGUUGUUCUCUUGCUCACCGACAGAGGACGCUAAUGAGACAUUAAAGACAAAUUACUGCUGAGGUGUUGUGAUUUUUAUUUUUUGUGUGCUGGUUUGGAAGAACUCAGAUUAAAAACAACAAACACGUGAAUGUCAA
Molecule: messenger RNA, 3146 nt
Organism: Nerophis ophidion (straightnose pipefish)
Lineage: Eukaryota; Metazoa; Chordata; Actinopteri; Syngnathiformes; Syngnathidae
Gene: map6b
Product: microtubule-associated protein 6b
Exons: 3
Coding region: 114-1202 (362 amino acids)
Biological process (GO): regulation of microtubule cytoskeleton organization; cytoskeleton-dependent intracellular transport; microtubule cytoskeleton organization
Cellular component (GO): microtubule; cis-Golgi network; Golgi-associated vesicle
Molecular function (GO): microtubule binding; calmodulin binding
Source: RefSeq, a predicted model, not a curated record